UAAUCAAAAAGUGAUCUUAAUGUCUCCACCAUCCUUCCUUCUUCCCUCUUUGAUUUGACGUCGGAAAAGAAAGCCACCAGACAUGGCUUUAACCCUUUCUCUAAGCUCUCAUACUCCUCCUUGCUAACAAGUCAUAGUUCCUUCCAUCUUCUCUAGCAAACUCAUCUUCAACUUCUCUGAUGGAAGACUUCUCUCUCUUGGGAGCUGCUUGCAGCUCCAGAGAAGGAGGAGGAGGACAUGGACAUGGACAAGGACAUGGACAUGGGUUCAUGUAUGCUAUUCCUUCUUCUACAUCCACAGCCACAGUUGCACCAGGACUCAUGCAACCACCACUACAACCACCAAACCCUAAUCCUCUCUUCAAAGAUGAAGCACUUUCUCAUCCUCAAACCAUCAUCCAUGGUGACCCCAUCAAAGCCAGGAUCAUCUCUCAUCCUCAGUACUCUGCUCUUCUCUCAGCUUACUUAGAUUGCCAGAAGGUCGGAGCACCGCCGGAGGUGGCGGCGAGGAUCACGGUGGCCGCCAGAGAGCUUGAAGAACGCCAGAGAGCCACCACUGCUGCCACUUGUCGCCGUGAUGAGCCACUCUCUGACCCUGAGCUUGAUCAGUUCAUGGAAGCAUACUGUGAUAUGUUAGUGAAGUACCGUGAAGAGUUAACAAGGCCAAUUCAAGAAGCCAUGGAUUUCUUGAAAAGGAUUGAGUCUCAACUCAACUCCAUCUCUAAUGGUGCUGCAACUCGCUUCCUCUCAAAUGAUGAUAAAUACGACGGAGUUGGUUCAUCUGAAGAAGAGCAAGAUGCAAGCGGAGGAGAAGCAGAGCAUCCAGAGAUCGAUCCACGAGCCGAGGAGAAAGAACUAAAGCAUCAUCUUCUUCGGAAAUACAGUGGAUACUUGAGCAGUCUCCGGCAAGAAUUGUCGAAAAAGAAGAAGAAAGGGAAGCUCCCAAAAGAAGCCAGACAGAAACUACUCAACUGGUGGGAAUUGCACUAUAAAUGGCCAUAUCCAUCGGAGUCGGAAAAAGUCGCAUUGGCUGAUUCUACAGGUCUUGAUCAGAAGCAAAUUAACAAUUGGUUCAUCAAUCAAAGAAAAAGACAUUGGAAGCCAUCGGAAGACAUGCAAUUCGUCGUCAUGGAUGGUUAUCAUGCACAGAAUGCAGCUGCAUUUUACAUGGAUGGACCAUUCAUGGCUGAUCACGGAUUGUAUCGACUUGGCCCGUGACCGGUAAAAUCCGGAGUGUUUAGCAUAUGGUUUGAUCGAAUGUUGAAUUCACAACUAAAAGUUGGUAUGUUUACAGACACUCAUAAGCCCUUUUUUUAUCUUCUGUUUUGUCUAAUUGUAAGUAGAAGUAUCAUGAUGGCAUUUUUAUUUAUC
Molecule: messenger RNA, 1370 nt
Organism: Dioscorea cayenensis subsp. rotundata (Guinea yam)
Lineage: Eukaryota; Viridiplantae; Streptophyta; Magnoliopsida; Dioscoreales; Dioscoreaceae
Product: homeobox protein knotted-1-like 2
Exons: 5
Coding region: 180-1217 (345 amino acids)
Biological process (GO): regulation of DNA-templated transcription
Cellular component (GO): nucleus
Molecular function (GO): DNA-binding transcription factor activity, RNA polymerase II-specific; DNA binding
Source: RefSeq, a predicted model, not a curated record